AUGAAACACAGUUCUGAUGAUUGGGAUUUUGAGACAAGUCCCAAACACUUGUAUACAAAAGCGAAACAUGGUUACUCACUCUGCUACUCUGAUGUCGAAGCCAUGAAGGAGAGAUUUUCUAAGCUAUUGCUCGGUGAAGAUGUCACGGGAGGAUGCAAGGGUGUGCAAACCGCUUUGGCUUUAUCGAACGCAAUAACUCAUCUUGCUACCUCGAUAUUCCGCGAGCUCUGGAAGUUGGAGCCUUUGUCUGAAGAACAAAAGCACAGAUGGAGAAGAGAAAUGGAUUGGUUACUCUCUCCAACUAAAUACAUGAUUGAGCUAGUCCCAUCUAAGCAAGAUGGUGCAAACGGAUGA
Arabis nemorensis is the source of this 354-nucleotide messenger RNA. The record is from the annotation of a GenBank genome assembly. Lineage: Eukaryota; Viridiplantae; Streptophyta; Magnoliopsida; Brassicales; Brassicaceae.